Messenger RNA from Oncorhynchus kisutch (coho salmon), 2978 nucleotides. RefSeq names its product proto-oncogene Wnt-3. Gene Ontology annotation, cellular component: extracellular region. The transcript is spliced from 3 exons. The record is from RefSeq and is a predicted model, not a curated record. The coding region runs from base 109 to 981 and encodes 290 amino acids. Gene Ontology annotation, molecular function: cytokine activity; frizzled binding. NCBI's taxonomy places the organism in Eukaryota, Metazoa, Chordata, Actinopteri, Salmoniformes, Salmonidae. Gene Ontology annotation, biological process: canonical Wnt signaling pathway; neuron differentiation; multicellular organism development.
GCCCUGGGGCAGCAGUACUCGUCUCUGGGCUCCCAACCCAUUCUGUGCGGCUCCAUCCCUGGCCUGGUGCCCAAGCAGCUGCGCUUCUGUCGCAACUACAUCGAGAUCAUGCCCAGCGUGGCCGAGGGCGUGAAGCUGGGCAUCCAGGAGUGCCAGCACCAGUUCAGGGGCCGGCGUUGGAACUGUACCACCAUCAAGGACAACCUAGCCAUCUUCGGCCCUGUGCUGGACAAGGCGACCAGAGAGUCGGCGUUCGUCCACGCCGUCGCCUCAGCGGGGGUGGCGUUUGCUGUGACUCGGUCCUGCGCCGAGGGCACGUCCACCAUGUGUGGCUGUGACUCCCACCACAAGGGUCCCCCUGGGGAGGGCUGGAAGUGGGGCGGCUGCAGCGAGGACGCCGAGUUCGGGGUGCUGGUGUCCAGAGAGUUUGCCGAUGCCAGAGAGAACCGCCCCGACGCGCGCUCGGCUAUGAAUCGGCACAACAACGAAGCAGGACGCACGACCAUCCUGGACCACAUGCACCUGCGCUGCAAAUGCCAUGGCCUGUCGGGCAGCUGCGAGGUGAAAACAUGCUGGUGGGCGCAGCCCGACUUCCGCAUGCUGGGCGACUACCUGAAGGACAAGUACGACAGCGCCUCGGAGAUGGUGGUGGAGAAGCACCGCGAGUCGCGCGGCUGGGUGGAGACGCUGCGCGCCAAGUACGCCUUCUUCAAGCACCCCACGGAGCGCGACCUGGUCUACUACGAGGGCUCGCCCAACUUCUGCGAGCCCAACCCGGAGACGGGCUCAUUCGGCACGCGCGACCGCGCCUGCAAUGUGUCCUCGCACGGCAUCGAGGGCUGCGACCUGCUCUGCUGCGGCAGGGGCCACAACACUCGGACUGAGAAGCGCAAGGAGAAGUGCCACUGCAUCUUCCACUGGUGCUGCUACGUCAGCUGCCAGGAGUGUGUGCGCGUCUACGACGUGCACACGUGCAAGUGAGAGCCUUGUGCGCUCGCUCGGAGAGAAUGAUGGACCACAGCGGCCAUCGCAGACACACUGCAGUCAUCGCAUGCAUACAGACUUAAGUACAGACAAACACCAAUGGGGAGUGGCAUUUCUGUACUGGAAUUCCAUACUUCUGGACCCUUGUGAUAAAAAUGUCCCUCAUAUCCUUCUUCCAAGCCCUGCAUCCUCCAUAUGGGACAGCCCAUUUCCAUUGGAACAAGCUCAGUCAGUUUGACCAGUUCACAUUCCUGCAGCAUUGGGCCAUGACCCCUUCUUUAUUUAUUGCUAUCGAAUGGACAUCUUUUUUAACUAACACCUGAUUUCACCAGUCAAUCACCUGGCUGGUGGACUAUUGUGAACGAAAGCAGUUCCCCAACGUCACUCGUCAAUCCAAACCGUACUGAACACACGGCGGCAGCCCAGGAACCUACCACUUUUAACUACUGAGCGGGCUGUUACUGGACCCUGCCCUUCUAAACUAAGCUACUGAGCGGAUGAAAUCUCCACUUUCUCAACCCCUGUACUGGUACUGUACUGCAGCAGUCACCUAGCUGAGACGCCUGGAAGAUGUGCUAGAGCGUGAUUUUAUAGCUCCACAUUUCUGAAAUAUUAGCAAUGGGCCGGGACUGGAGGUGGUAUUGCAGGAAGGGACAUGUGCACGAACCAAACAUGCUGGUUUCCACUCAUGGACAUUUCUGCACAUGUAUGCACUAUUCAGCUGUACACGAACUGUCUGGAGGAGGUGAAACUUUAGCAAUUGUUAUUUAUGAGAGCAAAUGCAUUCUUCUUGUUGAUCUCAAGAUCAGAUACACUUUUCUGGAAUUUCCCUUUACAGUCUUUGAGGAAAUUAGAACAAUAUGUCAGAGAAGAAAAUGUUCAGACAAACAGGUAGAGGGUUCAGGUUUAAGAGGUCGUACUUCAUUGGAUUAACAUUGAAUUCAUGGAUCACCAGGUCAUUUUGCACUUGCAAUAGGCCCAAUGCUAAUGAAUAAUUAUACUAAUAGCGGGUCAUACAAUUAUAAUCUCAUUGUCGUAGUAUCGAACACACGGAUGGUCCAUUUCAUUAGGUUCCUCAUAGUGCUGUGAGGUCCUUGUUCUAAGCGAAACCCUGCUCACCAGUGAAAGGUGAUGACAAGUGGAGAAAGCAGAAAGUGUCAAGUCAUCAAUAGCCCCCUUGCCUCAUCUCCUUCCCUUAAUUGCCAGUGAUGUGAAACGUCUUGACAAUAGAAGCAAUAUGUUGGAAACUUGUUCAGAGACGACGUGUCUGUGGGAGACAAAUGGAGGAGACGAGGGUAAGAAGGUUAUGUAAGCCUAUUGGGAUACAGCGGAUGUGCUGACUGCCAGUGACAGGGGUGUAAGGGUUAGGGAUGGCAGGCAUGUGGGAUAAACUGAGAGGUUUCCACACAACACGUGCUUCCUAUUCAUUAUAUUUAACAAAAAAAUACAAUUUACCCCAGGUAGUAUAGGCUCCUCUCUGUGACAUACGGCAGUUUAGCAACUGCGUCACCCUCUAAAAAGCCCUCCCUACCAGGGCACUUUGUCGUUCCUUCCUUUCCUGCCCGCUAUAUCCAAAGUUUUGUACAAAGGUUUUAAAGUUAAUAAUUCCCUUUUUAUUUUAUAAUCUGAAAAUGUUUUUAUAAAUAUUAUUUAUUAUACAAUGUGUAUAUAUCUGAACUAAGAUUAUAUAUUUGAAGAACAAAUUACUGUCUCAUGCUUUUGCUUCUUAGCCAGAGGUACUUUUCUAAUCAUUUCAGUUUGUAAGCAUCGAUUCCUCUACAUUUCCUUACCAAAUCAUGUAUAUAGACAUUGCACAUAACACUUUUGAACUCAUUUUUAAAUGGCAAGCUGCGAUGGUGUUACAAACUGUGAUAGACAGUUAUCCAUGCUUAAUAAAUAGUCCGAUCCUCACUAUAACUCGAAAUAAUGUCUCAAUCUGCUCUAGAACUCUGUGAAACUUCUGCAAUUUGUCUCAAUCAAGUCCAUUUCUCCCU